GUACUACCAUUGACCAAAUCAAAAUUAGACAGAACACACAAAACACACACAAAUAGGAAAUCUCCUUCCCCCUCCUCUUUUUCUUUUCUUUCUUUCUGUUCAAUCCUCCAAUAAUAAUGUCACAAACUGGGAGGGAGUAGCAAAAACAAUUCAUCUUCCAUUAAAAACAUAAUAAUCCUCAGGUUUAACAAAUUUCAUUCAUUCAUUAAUUCAUUUCACACAUACAUACAUAGAUAUAUAUAUGGAUUCAUUUCACACACACAUACAUAUAUGUGUGUUUUCAUUUUGAAAGCCCUAAACUUUUUCCAUUUAUAAAGGGUUCAGCUAAAUUUCAAGGUUGUGGGGGUAAAGAAAAGAAUAAAGGGUAUCUGAAAACGUGCUAAUCUUUGGAUCUGAUUGUGAAAAAAAAACAUCAUUGUAUUUUGAUUGUUUAAGGAAAAAUCAAGAAAAGGGUAGUAGUGGCAUUGUUGUUCAGCUAGUUUUUGGGGCAAAAGGAAAUCAUAAAGGGUGUCUGCUAAUCUUUGGAUCUUGAUGGUGAAAAAGACAUCAUUGUAAUUUGGAUUGUUUAAGGAAAAAUCAAGAGAAGGAUAGUAGUGGCAUUGUUGUUCAGCUAGUUUUCGCGGGUUGGGGGCAAAAGGAAAGAGUAAAGGGUAUCUGAAAAUGUACUAAUUUGUUGGAUCUGAUGGUGAAAAAAACAUCAUUGUAUUUGUUUAGUUUAAGGAAAAAUCAAGAAAAGGGUGGUAGUGGCAUCAUUGUUGGUGUGGGUGUGGGUGUGGGUGUGGGUGGAGGGAUUGUUUUGGAGGAUUGGAAUUGGGAAGAUGCAGCUGCACUUCUCACCUAGCAUGAGAAGUAUAACAAUAUCGAGCAGCAAUGGAGGGUUUGGUGAAUUGAUGAAGAUCAAAGUCGCAGCUCGCCACUUCUCCUAUAGAACACUCUUCCAUACUAUACUUAUCUUAGCUUUUUUGUUGCCCUUUGUCUUCAUUCUCACUGCUCUUGUUACCCUUGAAGGUGUCAACAAGUGCUCCUCAUUUGAUUGUUUAGGCAGACGAUUGGGACCAAAGCUUCUUGGACGGACUGAUGAUUCAAAACAGAGACUGGUGAAGGAUUUUGUUAAGAUCCUCAAUCAAGUAAACUCUGAGGAAGUGCCAUCUGUUAUGAAGCUCCCAGAGUCUUAUGCUCAACUUGUUUCUGAAAUGAAAAACAACAAGUACAGUGCAAAAGAAUUUGCUUUCAUGCUGAAGGGAAUGAUGGAGAGAUCUGAAAGGGAGAUCAGAGAAUCAAAAUUUGCAGAGCUGAUGAAUAAACACUUUGCUGCAAGUGCUGUUCCUAAAGGCAUUCAUUGUCUUUCGUUGCGAUUGACUGAUGAGUACUCCUCUAAUGCUCAUGCACGCAGACAGUUGCCUUCUCCAGAACUACUCCCUCUGCUUUCCGAGAACUUGUUGCACCAUUUUGUAUUGUCAACUGAUAACAUCCUAGCUGCUUCCGUCGUGGUCAAUUCUGCUGUGCAGUCAUCUCUAAAGCCUGAAAAAAUUGUUUUCCAUGUCAUCACUGACAAGAAAACAUACGCAGGGAUGCACUCCUGGUUUGCUCUGAAUCCUGUGUCUCCAGCGAUUGUGGAAGUUAGAGGUAUUCAUCAGUUUGACUGGUUAACCAGAGAAAAUAUUCCAGUGCUUGAAGCAGUUGAGGGUCAUUAUGGGAUUCGAAAAUACUACCAUGGAAACCAUGUAACUGGCGCCAAUCUCAGUGAUACUACUACUCCACGAUCUUUUGCCUCAAAACUGCAGGCUAGAAGCCCAAAAUACAUUUCCUUGCUCAAUCAUAUUCGCAUAUAUUUGCCAGAGCUCUUCCCAAACCUUCAUAAAGUGGUUUUCUUGGAUGAUGAUGUUGUGAUUCAGCGUGACUUGUCUCCAUUGUGGGACAUUGACCUUAAGGGAAAGGUGAAUGGAGCUGUUGAGACCUGUAAAGGAGAGGAUGAGUGGGUGAUGUCAAAGCGAUUCAAAAACUACUUCAAUUUUUCUCAUCCUCUCAUAUCAAAAAAUUUGAACCCUGACGAGUGUGCAUGGGCUUAUGGGAUGAAUAUCUUUGACUUACAUGCAUGGAGAAAGACAAAUAUAAGAGAUACUUACCAUUCAUGGCUUAAAGAGAAUCUGAAGUCAAAAUUGACGAUGUGGAAGCUUGGAACACUACCUCCUGCUUUGAUUGCAUUCAAGGGUCAUGUUCACCCAAUUGAUCCAUCAUGGCACAUGCUCGGUUUGGGCUAUCAGAAUAAGUCUGACAUUGAUAAAGUGAAGAAGGCAGCUGUAAUUCAUUACAAUGGCCAGUCCAAACCUUGGCUGGAGUUAGGCUUCGAGCAUCUCCGUCCUUAUUGGACCAAGUAUGUAGACUACUCCAAUGAUUUUAUCAGGAAUUGCCACAUAUUGGAGUAAUCAAUAGAUCCCACUUCAGCGACAAAACACAAAGCACAAAUCCGGAUGUAAAGAGGAGAUUCUCAGACUGGCUGAAUUUGAUAAGGUAUAUUCAGGUUUUCGGAUUUGCUGCUUUUGGCUCACUUCUAUGAAGACAACCUGCAUUACUAGCAUGGCUACGAGAUUCAUUCUUUCAGUCUGUAAGAAGUUCAUCAAUUUAUUAUUUUUUCAUCGGGAGAAAAGGGACAUUCUUUUGGUUUAGCUUACUAUCAAUAUUGGUUAGGGGGCAAUAUUGGGGCAUGGCAGAAAAUACUUAUCAUUUGCCAUUGGUGAUAGGAGCUGUUAUAUUGAGAAGAAAAGUCAGGAUGGAGGCCAUGUUGAAAAGCCCCCUUAGAUAUAGAGAUAAUUCUUUAUCUUAAAAUAUUGAAUCUUUUUCUUUAUAUUGUUGUCAUCACCUACAUUUCAACUUCUAUUAAUUGAUUAAAUUAUCUCUAUUA
Messenger RNA from Lycium ferocissimum, 2902 nucleotides. Its product is annotated as probable galacturonosyltransferase 13. Gene Ontology annotation, molecular function: polygalacturonate 4-alpha-galacturonosyltransferase activity. NCBI's taxonomy places the organism in Eukaryota, Viridiplantae, Streptophyta, Magnoliopsida, Solanales, Solanaceae. The record is from RefSeq and is a predicted model, not a curated record. The transcript is spliced from 6 exons. Bases 819 to 2426 code for a protein of 535 amino acids.